GAUCUUUGGGGGUUUUAACUUUUUAUAAACAAGUUAAAUUAACAGAGAGGUCGUCAUUAUAGCUGAAACGGGGGUGCGAGCACAAACUUGACAGAAGUAGUAUAGAUACUUGUCUUCAUCGAGCGCUGAGAUUUUCUUCGACCCGUGUGCUUAAUUAGUAUUUGUCUUCACUCUCCCUUUUCCGGUAAAAGUUUCCGCCGCCGACGCCUGAGAACCUACAAGAAGAAGAAGAAGUUGCCUUCUUUUAAGUGCUUAUCAGUUCUUUGUUUUGACGAUGUAUGUCACUUCUUCUGACGGUGCUACAACAUUUUCUUCAUCUCGUACUGGUAAUUUUCUCUCCCCUGGUUUGAGCUGUGCUGCGAGUAGAGAGAGGAACGAGGAUGGUGAAAAAUCCAAUACUAGUAAAGUGAAGGACUUUCAAACUGGACAGAUCUGGUCAUAUUACAGUGGCAAAGAUGACUUGCCUCUGUACUACUGUAGGAUUGAGAAGAUCACUGUUACUCAAGUAUUCGAGCAGGAAGCAGUAGUCAAAAUAUGUGUACAUCGGUUAAAGGCUACUCCUUUCCCUGAUAAUGUCAUUCAGUGGGAGGACAAGAAAAUGCCUGUUGGUUGUGGAACUUUCGUGGUGUCUAACUCAUUCGAAAAAUUCACUACAGAUGAUGUCUCACUUCAGGUAGUGCCUCAAACCUCCAUGGAUGGAAAGGAAUAUACCAUUCUUCCCAAGAUUGGGGAUGUUUGGGCCAUAUACAGAUUCUGGACUUGUCACAAGGAGUUCGAGGACAUGGGUUCCUGCAGCUAUGCCAUUGUGGAAGUUCUUGAUGACACCUUGGACUAUAAGGUUUUAGCGUUGGAGCCUGCGUUGUUUUCUAAUGAAGAGACAGGUAAAAAUAGAAUCUUCAGAGCAGCUGAGAGUAGGAAUCCUGAUUGGGACGGUGAGGAUGGGUUGGAAGUGAGAUUUACAAUCCCCAAGUCAAAAAUGCUCAGGUUCUCACAUCAGAUUCCUGCUACUCGAGUUACCAAGGUGAUAAACGGAGAUGUGAAAGAGCUUUUUGAAGUUGAUGCUAGAGCAAUACCUUCAAACGUGAGGUUCCAAGACCAUGGAGCAUAGGGGGAAGUGAAGGAAGGGUAGACAGAGAAGGAUUACUUUUUGUUAAGCUUUCGGUGCAUUUUGUCAAAAAAAGUUUGUUCUUUGGUUUAAGAUCUGAGACCUGAAAAACUUAUCUAGACUUUCGUCAUGGUUUAAAAACUCAUGCUUCUUUUGUUGGUUCAAUGUCAAUCUAGCAUUUGCUCUCUUA
Molecule: messenger RNA, 1295 nt
Organism: Camelina sativa (false flax)
Lineage: Eukaryota; Viridiplantae; Streptophyta; Magnoliopsida; Brassicales; Brassicaceae
Source: RefSeq, a predicted model, not a curated record